Molecule: messenger RNA, 850 nt
Organism: Moneuplotes crassus
Lineage: Eukaryota; Ciliophora; Spirotrichea; Euplotida; Euplotidae
Source: the annotation of a GenBank genome assembly
AAAUAAUAGGAAAGAUGAUGCAAAGAAUAUCAAGAAGUCAGCACCCUAUUGCUAAGAAAUGGCAAUGCUUUGGGUGCUGCUUACUUAUAUCAAUGAUAGUAUACUUCCUUAACUUCAUGUUAGCUUCCACUUUUGCAUUUGGAGGCAACGGAGGAGCAUUUGGAAUCAUUUGCUAUAUUAUCGAUAUUGCAUUCAUCUUUGUAGCUAUGUUUACUUAUGGACAAUUCGUAGGACAAAAGGGAGGAAAACUAAUAGCUGGAUUAAUUAUUGGUGCAGUUGGAUUCGCCAAUAUACUCACACUGAUGAUUCUAAUUAUUAGUUCUAGGAAUAACGACUGUGAAGACUCAUUUGAUUGUCCCUUAUAUGGAAGCUUCCCAGUUAUUAUUAUUGCAAUGAUGUUCAUAGCAGCAAUGAUUUUUCCUGGGUUAUAUUUUACAGCAAUGAUUUUGGCUCAUGUUCCUUCUUGGGAUCCUAAAAAAAUUCCAGGCGAAGGAGAAGGAGGUGAUGAAAAUGUAGCUGUAGUUAUUGACCAAAAUGCCCCUAUCCAAAUUAUGGAUCCUAAUGCUGGACAAAACAACAACCCUUACGUCAACCCUAACCCAUCAAAUCCUCAGCCUCAAAUGUUCGCUCCCCAAGUUAUCAUCAUGGAGCCAAUGCCAAUGGACCCAAAUGCUGGAAUUCAAAUGGGGAUGCAGCCUAAUCAUAACAACCAAAAUGCUUAUCAACCCAACUCACAAGCACCAUACAAUCCAACUGCUCCAGCAAUGUACACUCCAAGCGGCCCUGCAGCCACUGGAAAAGACAACAUUGAAAUGGGGCAGCCUGUCUAAUUAAAAAUCGCUGUGUUUUA